This is a messenger RNA of Sinocyclocheilus grahami, 1880 nucleotides long. Its product is annotated as syntaxin-6. Gene Ontology annotation, biological process: intracellular protein transport; Golgi vesicle transport. Gene Ontology annotation, cellular component: membrane. NCBI's taxonomy places the organism in Eukaryota, Metazoa, Chordata, Actinopteri, Cypriniformes, Cyprinidae. Bases 167 to 937 code for a protein of 256 amino acids. The record is from RefSeq and is a predicted model, not a curated record. The transcript is spliced from 8 exons. Gene Ontology annotation, molecular function: SNAP receptor activity.
AGAACCCGGAUGUGAUUCCGCCAGGCAAUGGCGGCCGAGCGGAUCCGGGCUCCGUCCCAUAUGUAAACAACACAUUAAGCGCUCUCCUUUGUUUAAGAAAAGCAAAACCAGCCGCGAUCAGGAGCAUGAGAUUAUCGCACAAGAAUCGACUCAUCUGAGCACCAAAAUGUCAAUGGAAGAUCCGUUUUUCGUCGUGAAAGGAGAGGUGCAGAAGGCUGUGAACACAGCUCAGGGGCUUCAUCAGAGAUGGAUGGAGCUGCUACAGGACCCGGGUGGAGCCAGCAAGGAGGAGGUGGACUGGACCACUAAUGAGCUGAGGAACAGUUUGAGGUCCAUUGAAUGGGACUUGGAGGACUUGGAUGAGACUAUUAGUAUUGUGGAGGCUAAUCCAAAGAAGUUCAAUCUCGAUGCGAUGGAGCUGGCCAAGAGGAAAGCCUUCAUCACUAGCACUAGGCAAACAGUCAGGGAGAUGAAAGACCACAUGACUAGUCCAAUGGCCAUGACGGUGUCCGAGAGGAAAAAUCGACAGACUUUAAUGGGCGAUGGCGGGUCUCGUGGCCCAAUCUGGCAACCCAGUGCAGAUAAGUACACUAGACUGGACCGGGAGCUGCAGACGGCAAACUCACAGUUCAUUGAGGAACAGCAGACCCAGCAACAGCUCAUAGGAGAACAGCAGGAUGAGCAGCUGGAGUUGGUGUCGGGAACUAUUGGCGUCUUGAAGAACAUGUCACAAAGGAUCGGCCAAGAGCUGGAUGAGCAAGCUGUAAUGCUGGAUGAUUUUUCACAUGAGAUGGACAGCACUCAUUCCAGACUGGAUAAUGUCAUGAAGAAACUGGCUAAAGUUUCUCACAUGACCAGCGAUCGUCGACAGUGGUGCGCUAUCGGCAUUCUUCUGGCCAUCCUGUUUGUCGUGAUCAUUCUCUUGAUUGUUCUGUGAACAGCCCUCCUCCGUCCCCCGCCUGCGAACGCUCACUCCAACGAAGGUGCUUGGGAGAGAAACAAAACCCUUUCUCCAUCUUUAGUCCAUUAUACGGUAGAACGCUGCUGCUUUGUAACCUUUUGCUUUCUUAGAAACAACCCUGACAGAAAACAAAUGGGUAACACAGCGUGUAAAAGCAAGGGCUGGUUUUUCGUAAACGCGUUUUUGGUUUGGCGAUAACGCGGUCUGAUCAUUUCGUACGAGUUAUGUCGUAAUCCAGGGUAAAUCGUUUCUUUCAAAUGGACAAUGACUUUAAAUACUUCAAAGGAUCAAGUGCUACUAGAAAAAAUUGCCUACGUUAUUUCCUGUGCGCUGCUUUAAUAGUCGGUUUAGACCACUGUAAAUAAUCAACACCACCUACUAAACACUGGAGUUUAACAAACCAGAUACUGUUAAAGCGGGUGUAUUACUGAUCAUACUAAUGGGAAUGAGUUAUUUACUGUCUAAGUGUUUAUUUCUGUGUGCUUUGUUUACUUAUUUUUUACAUUUGAGUUAUUGAUAAUCAGUUACUAGUGAGAUUUAUUGACACGCACUGCGGUUUGUUUCUUUAAACUGAAUAGACUUGUGUUUUUAACGGAAACGUUGAGGUGAAACACUCCGGAUAACUGCCUAAAAGUCUCCAAAUAGGUUAACAAUUCAAAUAGUAACCAGAAAUUGUGCUCAAGUAAGCAUUAAACAUGUGAAUUGCGUGACAAUUGGGUAUUAAUCUGUAGAAAGUCUGAAAAUGGAUCAUUUCAGAUGAAAGUGAAGUUUUGGACCAAGUGUAUUUUAGCAUAAAAGCUCAAUUUGACAACUAAUAGUUAAAGGAUGAGUUCAUCCUAAAUGAAUGGGUUGGGUUCUAUCCAAGAUGUAGAUGAGUUUGUUUCUUCAAGGUAACAGAUUUGAAGAAAUGUAGCAUUGC